AUGGAAUAUUUGACGUUUUGCGAUGUAUGUAAAGUUACUCCCAUAGAUACAGAUAAACUAUCAUCAGAACCGAGAAGUAGAUUUUGUUCAGAAAAUUGUAGAAAAGAAGCUUAUUUUCUUGGUUUAGUUGAUAGAGAAAGAUGUCGUCACUGUGGGAUUUCACCAAGGCUGAUCCUUUCAAAUGGUAGGAAAGUUGAUUACUGCGGAAUGGCUUGUAGAAAAGAGGCUGAAAAACAGAAAAGUAGUGGAAAUUCUAAAUCAUACAACAAUUCUGGUAGUAAUAAACGCUCUUCAGUAAAUCUAAUGUUGACGCCGGAUAAACCUGUUUAUCAACCUAAAUCCAAACCAACCACUUUAAUUCAGAAUAAUAGCCUUAACCCAAAACGUAGCUCCACAAUUUCAUCAGAUAGUUGGCUUUAUUCAAGGACUUCAACUACUAAUAAUAAUAAUCUUUCAUCAGGUCCACCAACCCCAACAAAAAAAAAUUCGUCAAAUAGCUCAUCUUCACUUUUGACUGCACCACCGCAUCAUAAUUUCCAACCACGUUCGUUUCAUAAUAGUCUUUCAUUACAUUCUCCAACGAAAAGACGUUCGAUUAAUGAUGUUGAUCCUUUGUUUUCAGUUAAACCACCAUCUCCAAAAUCCAAUAGUUCAUCCAAUAGUUCAAAUAGCAAUCUCUCUUCACGUUCACCAACUCCAAUAAAAAGACGUUCGAUCAAUGAUAUUGAUCCUUUAAUUUCUAUCACACCACCAUCCCAAAAUCCGAACACUAAUCUUUCCCCACAUUUACCAACUCUAACAAAAAGACGUUCAACAAAUGCAAUCGAACCUCUUAUUUCAAUUUCAUCACCAUCUCAAAAUUCAUAUAAUCAAUUAAAUAAUCCAUCGUCUUUUAUAAAUCCUCCACCACCUUCUCAUUCUCGUCGACCUAGGCCUACUUCUAACGUUCCUACAAUGAAUGGGCAUACAGUUCCAUUGAUCAGUUUGAUACCACCAUCUUUUAGUACAACGCAUACUAAUUAUAAUAAUUACAUUACAAAGAAAAUCUGA
Dentiscutata heterogama is the source of this 1050-nucleotide messenger RNA. The record is from the annotation of a GenBank genome assembly. NCBI's taxonomy places the organism in Eukaryota, Fungi, Glomeromycota, Glomeromycetes, Diversisporales, Gigasporaceae.